Molecule: messenger RNA, 771 nt
Organism: Aspergillus alliaceus
Lineage: Eukaryota; Fungi; Ascomycota; Eurotiomycetes; Eurotiales; Aspergillaceae
Gene: pst2
Product: putative NADH-quinone oxidoreductase Pst2
Exons: 5
Coding region: 1-771 (256 amino acids)
Molecular function (GO): NAD(P)H dehydrogenase (quinone) activity; FMN binding
Source: RefSeq, a predicted model, not a curated record
AUGGCUCCCAAGAUUGCUAUUGUUUACUACUCCAUGUACGGCCACAUUGCCCAGCUGGCCGCUGCUGAGAAGAAGGGUAUCGAAGCUGCUGGUGGCCAGGCCGAUGUCUACCAGAUCGCUGAGACUCUGUCCGAGGAAGUCCUGGCUAAGAUGCACGCUCCUGGCCAGAACAAGGAUGUCCCCAUCGCCGAACCCAACACCCUGAAGGACUAUGACGCCGUGUUGUUCGGUAUCCCUACUCGUUACGGUAACUUCCCUGCACAGUGGAAGGCUUUCUGGGACAAGACUGGCAGCAUCUGGGCUACUGGUGGCUACUGGGGCAAGUACGCCGGUCUGUUCGUCUCCACCGGUACCCUGGGUGGUGGCCAGGAGUCCACUGCCAUUGCUUCUAUGAGCACUCUCGCUCACCACGGCUUCAUCUACGUUCCUCUUGGAUACAAGACCGCGUUCGGCCAGUUGUCCAACUUGCAGGAGGUCCACGGUGGUAGCGCCUGGGGUGCCGGUACCUUUGCCGGUGCCGAUGGCUCCCGCCAGCCCACCGCUCUCGAGCUUGAGAUCGCCCAAGAGCAGGGCAAGGCUUUCUACCAGCACGUUUCCAAGCCUGUCGCCUCAUCGCAGCAACCACAGCAACAACAGAAGGAACAAACUGCAAAGAAUGAAGCUCCCAAUACUGCGCAGAAUGGUAGGCAGAAUGGACAGGGUACUCAAGGGGAAGAGAAGGAGGCGAGGGGGGGACCUUGCGGUCUUCCUAAGAAGUGCGUCAUUCUCUAA